CCCGCCCAUUGCAGAAUGACGACUUCCAUCUUGCGAGCAAUGUUAUUAACGUCAUAUCCGUAAGAAACAACAAUAAAGCAAGUCCACGGUGUUGCUAUGGAGGGCUCCAAGUCCUCUAGCACCACCAUGCAGGUGAGCUUUGUGUGUCAGCGCUGCAGUCAGCCUCUCAAGCUGGACACAUCCUUCAAUGUGCUAGACCGUGUCACCAUCCAGGAACUUAUUGCUCCGCUGGUCACAGUGACGCCAAGCAAACAGACAGAAAGCAGUGACGUGGAAAGUGCACCAGAGGAGACCUUUGUGGAAACAAAGCAAGAUGGAGUUGCAAGAAAAUACAUCCCUCCUGCAAGGAUGAUGUCCACAGAGAGCACGAACAGCUUCACUCUGAUUGGAGAAGCAUCGGACGGGGGCAACAUGGAGAACCUGAGUCGGAGGCUGAAGGUGACCAGCGAUCUGUUUGACAUCAUGUCGGGCCAGAGUGAUGUAGACCACCCGCUGUGUGAGGAGUGCACAGAAACCCUGCUAGACCACCUGGACACACAGCUCAACAUCACAGAGAACGAGUGCCAGAACUACAAGAACUGCCUGGAGCUGCUGUCCCAGCUGCAGGAGGAGGAGGAGGACAGUCUGCUGGGUCAGCUCCAGAAGCUGGGCGAGGAGUCGUCGUUGCUGGUGGGUGAGCUGGAGGUGGUGGAGGAGCAGAGGGCCGCCGUGGCUGAGGAUCUGGUCCAGGGACGUAGCCACUCCCAGCAGCUAGACACUGAGGAACUGCAGUACCAGAAGGAGUACAGUGAGUUCAAGCGUCAGCAGCUGGAGCUGGAUGAUGAGCUGAAGAGUGUGGACAACCAGAUGCGCUACUGCCAGUUGCAACUCGACCGCCUGAAGAAGACCAACGUCUUCAACGCCACUUUCCACAUCUGGCACAGUGGCCAGUUUGGCACCAUCAACAACUUCCGCCUGGGCCGACUACCCAGCGUCCCCGUAGAGUGGAACGAGAUCAACGCUGCAUGGGGUCAGACCGUGCUACUGCUCCACGCCCUCGCCAACAAAAUGGGGCUACGUUUACAGAGAUACCGCCUGGUCCCAUAUGGAAACCACUCUUACCUGGAGUCACUCACAGACAAGUCUAAGGAGCUACCACUGUACUGUUCGGGGGGGCUACGCUUCUUCUGGGACAACAAGUUUGACCAUGCCAUGGUGGCCUUCCUGGACUGUGUGCAGCAGUUCAAGGAGGAGGUGGAGAAGGGAGACACGGGAUUCUGCCUGCCCUACAGGAUGGACGUGGAGAAGGGCAAGAUUGAGGACACAGGCGGCAGCGGCGGCUCCUACUCCAUCAAGACCCAGUUCAACUCGGAGGAGCAGUGGACCAAAGCGCUUAAGUUUAUGUUAACCAACCUCAAGUGGGGCCUGGCGUGGGUGUCGUCUCAGUUCUAUAACCGAUAGAGGAAGAUGACACCUUGAACUAUGGCCCUUCUAAAACCACAAUUCUGUCUCAAACCUUUUGAGAAGGUGGGAAGAGGACUGGAGGAGAUGUGAGGAAGGACUUUUGAGAUUCACACCUGGUGUGAGUUCCAAUCCAAUAAGUAUUGUUUCCUUGUUAUCCAAUUUCCAUAUUGACCAUUUGAAAGGGCUAGAUGACUUUAAUUGUACACAAAAUGUUCAAUUCCACCUAGACAAGUAGUGGUAAAUAAGGAAAUAUGAAAGGGGAGCCAUCUGAGACUUUUGGAACAUGUCCCAGGAGUGCAUCUUAAUAGUAGCUAAGUGCUUCCGGUUGUCUCUCUUCCUUCAUAUGUACAGAUCUUACAACACUGGAUAGGUGAAAGCAUCAAAUGCUGGGAAGGAGACUAGGAGAGGAAGCCACAUUGAACUACUGAGAUGCAGCACUGGAAUGUGCUCGUAUGGAUCACAUGCUUCCUACUUUGCUCCAGAAGCAAGACUAGAGGCACUGUCAAGUUCUGCGUGAUUUCUGGCUGACCACAGCUCUGCCCAAACUUGAAAACGGCUUUAUCCUUGAUGAACGCA
Messenger RNA from Coregonus clupeaformis (lake whitefish), 2019 nucleotides. RefSeq names its product beclin-1. The record is from RefSeq and is a predicted model, not a curated record. Gene Ontology annotation, biological process: autophagosome assembly; autophagy; cellular response to nitrogen starvation. The transcript is spliced from 11 exons. Lineage: Eukaryota; Metazoa; Chordata; Actinopteri; Salmoniformes; Salmonidae. Gene Ontology annotation, cellular component: phagophore assembly site; phosphatidylinositol 3-kinase complex, class III, type I; phosphatidylinositol 3-kinase complex, class III, type II. Bases 97 to 1440 code for a protein of 447 amino acids.